AUGGCGUUACGACAGUUAAAACGUGAUACGCAUCCUUAUCGGGACAUCAUGAUCGAUCGAUCAUACAUUACAUCAUCUUCGACUAAAAAUUCCAAACUCUAUUAUUCUUCGCAGAUCGCCAUAGCGGGAUGUAUACCGCAAAAGGCCGAGCUCACUGUGCUACUGGGUGGACAAUACGAUGAAUUUCUCGGACAAAUGUUCUUCAAUAUCGUGCCGGUAGCUCUGAUAGCGGACUCCAGUUCACGAGUGAACACCUUCGAGAAGUUCACUCUGACGAGAUACUCCUUCAUCGAGUACCAGAACUAUCAGCCGUUCAUCCAAUUCCUCCGAAAGACGCAUCAUCUCAUGCUGAUCGCGUCCUCGCAGCCGAUCUUGCGGUCCAUUUUGCAGAAAACGAAGGACUCGCCGUGGGCGAAUUCGGAUGGAUUUUACAUCCUGGUCGAUCGGCGGACCGAGCAGCGUGGCUGCAUAAAUGCACGCUCGUAUCUCUGGACAGCGUGGAACUACGAUUUGCUGUCCGUAAUAUUCAUGUGCAUCGAUCCAAACGAGGGUGUCGUCUAUUACACGUUUAAUCCGUACUCGAGCAUUGCGCCUGCCAGUUGGCGCGAGGUGGGCCGCGGCAAAGGACGAGAUAGCCACCCUUGGAUACUGUUCAAGAGAAACUAUGUGAAAGACGGAAGUCUGUGCAAAGAUCUGAAUUUUGAUAAAACGGUCAAUCUAAACCGAUAUCACAUUCGGUUAAACGCGGUUGAGAUGCAACCAUACGUGCACAUCAAGUCAGAUAAAUCGGGCUUGGAUCGGUACACCGGUGAGAGCAGCGAGAUCCUCAAGAUCGUUUCCCGAAAGCUAAACUCAGUUCUGCAAAUUCACGUUCUUCAUACCAGUACUUAUGAAAUCGGCGGUAUAGGGCUCAACGGUACUUACGAGGGCAUGUUGGGUACUUUGAGCGAUGGCCGGGUGGACAUAAGCUUGAAUUCGAUACCCAUAAUCGUAUCUUGGAAGCUCAGAUACACGUAUCCUCACGCGAAGUCGGGGCUCUGUGUCAUAUCACAGCCGCACGUGGUCUCGUUGUUCACCAGGAUAAAGCAAUUAAUGUCGCUGGGACUGAUUAUAGGAACCUCCACGGUUUCCUUGAUCACCUUCAUAGUUUUCUGGAAAAAAGAGGGAUUUUCGAGAGCCGGGCUACAGACGAUGCGGAUAAUAGUUGGCCUGGGAGUUUUACAUCCACCUGAGAUCAAUUCCACCAGGAUUUUUGUAUGCUCGGUGCUCAUUUUGUUUCUGAACAUAAACGCUAUCUUGCAGGGUCACUGGUCAUCUCUGCUUACCAUUCCGGUCUUCUAUUCCGACACCGACAGCGUGGAAAGCAUCAGGGAAGCAGGGUACGUAGUGUACGGUUCAUCAUCGUUGACCGGAUUACUAACCGAUGCCGUGAUGCAAACGCGCUUUCAAGGGGUGACGUACGACGAGUGCAAGGAAUUCGUCAAGAAUUCAUCGAAUGCCUUAUGCAUCGAAGAGUGUUUGCACAUGCAUUACAGAGUUUUUAACGAGAAUCUGCACAAGUCGAAGGCACUGCGUGAGUUGAGUGAGUCGUAUGUCACUCGCGAGGAUUGGCCGCUGUACGAACGGGUGAACCAGAUUGUUCGGCAAAUGGGAGAGUUCGGCUUGAUCCAGAAGUGUCGAGACGAUAGUUUAUUCACGUUUUGGCUUGAAUCGAAAUGGAGAGACAUGAAAGAGCAGAGCUACAAGCCUCUGUCGAUGAGACAGCUGAAAUUCAUCUUCAUCUUCCUUGCAGGCGGAUAUGCUUGUUCCAUCAUAAUCUUCAUAGCGGAGUUGGUAUUUCACAGACGUGAUAUCGAAUCUCGAAAUCGAAAGAAGAUCAGAAAGAAAGAAAGAAGAAAGCAAAGUUGAGACGAAUAAUAAGACUCUAGCGAUGAAAUUAUGUUAUUCUGUUUAGAAGUUUUUAGACAUUUUUAGCGAGCAAAAAUGAGGUUUCACGCGCGAUAUAAAUAGUUUAUGUUCUUACUUUGAUGUAACUUGGAAUAGUUUGCAUGCAAAAGAUGUGGGUUGUUGAGUCUUUUAUGAGAGUUUGAGUAUGCAAUAUUUUAUAAAUUAAUAUUUUAUUAAUCGAUGCGUAUAAACUCUUUUAAAAAAUAAUAAAUUAAUGGAUAUAUCUCUCUGUGAAG
Molecule: messenger RNA, 2183 nt
Organism: Ooceraea biroi (clonal raider ant)
Lineage: Eukaryota; Metazoa; Arthropoda; Insecta; Hymenoptera; Formicidae
Source: RefSeq, a predicted model, not a curated record